Messenger RNA from Dreissena polymorpha, 765 nucleotides. RefSeq lists its product as uncharacterized. The coding region runs from base 1 to 765 and encodes 254 amino acids. Lineage: Eukaryota; Metazoa; Mollusca; Bivalvia; Myida; Dreissenidae. The transcript is spliced from 2 exons. The record is from RefSeq and is a predicted model, not a curated record.
AUGCAAGCGAAAGAGAGGAAGCUAGAAGAUUUUGAGAAAGCUAUGCUCGACAGAAUGAAUAAGAUAGAACAAGAAUACAAAAUAAAGGAAAGAAAGAUGAAUGAGAAGGAAUCAGAAAAACAUCUGUAUAUGAGAGAUACAGAGAAAAGAUUAAAUGAAAGACUACAAGAGAUGGAAAUGAAACAUAAGCGUAAAGAACAGGAAUUGAUAGACAAAGAAAGAAAUAUAGAGAGAUUAAAGAACAAAUGGCACGAGAAAUUCCGACACCUAAACCUUCUUCAGAGAAUACAGGAAGAUCUGAUAAGAGAUAGAGACCAGCAUGACUACUCUUGCCACGAGCAGGAAAGCAGAAAAGAGAGUCCAAAGGACAUGAAUCAUGAGACCUUCGUGAAAGAAGUCACAACACAGAAGAAAAGAGGGCUUCAGAAUGAAGAAUUGAAGAAUGCAACUAGAGUGCACUUUGAGUCAGACAUCAGCUAUGCAGAUUUACAGAAGAAAGUAAUAGCUGAAGAGUUUGAAAUAAGGGUACAGAGAGAGAAGAAAGAGAGAGGUAAAGAGAAGCCGUCAUACAAAGCUCGACAGUCUGUUAUAAGUUCUUCUGAUGAAAAUAGUGAAGAAAUGACGAAACUGCUUAUACAGAAGAUUGAGCAGUUGGAUAAGAAAGUAGAUGUACUCCAGAAAGAAAACGAGGAAUACAAGAGCAAAACAACUACUCCAGGAAAUAGAGACAAAGACUACAGACAUUUUAGAGGCCGGGUAUACUAG